This is a messenger RNA of Salvelinus namaycush (lake trout), 3004 nucleotides long. Its product is annotated as WD repeat-containing protein 7. NCBI's taxonomy places the organism in Eukaryota, Metazoa, Chordata, Actinopteri, Salmoniformes, Salmonidae. The record is from RefSeq and is a predicted model, not a curated record. Gene Ontology annotation, molecular function: protein binding. Gene Ontology annotation, cellular component: cytoplasm. Bases 89 to 991 code for a protein of 300 amino acids. The transcript has 7 exons.
UUUAUUGUUAUUGUUGUUGACUGUUGUUGUUUUGACUCCUCCAGGUAAGGCCCUGACGUUCCUCCUCCUGCAGCCCCCCAGCCCCAAGAUGCCCCCCCACAGCACCAUCCGCCGUACAGCCAUAGACCUGAUUGGUCGAGGCUUCACCGUGUGGGAGCCUUAUAUGGAUGUGUCCGCUGUUCUCAUGGGGCUACUGGAGCUGUGUGCUGAUGCAGAGAAACAGCUGGCCAACAUCACAAUGGGCCUGCCCCUUAACCCAGCAGCCGACUCGGCCCGCUCAGCACGCCACGCUCUGUCUCUCAUCGCCACCGCCAGACCUCCGGCCUUCAUCACAACCAUCGCCAGAGAGGUACACAGACACACAGCCAUGCAGGCUAACUCUCAGUCGCAGCAGAAUGUCCACACCACCUCUCUGGGCCGGGCUAAGACAGAGAUCAUCAGGGUUAUAGAUAUCCUCAUUGAGAAGAUGCCGACUGACGUCGUGGACCUGCUGGUCGAGGUGAUGGACAUCAUCAUGUACUGCAUCGAAGGCUCUCUGGUGAAGAAGAAAGGGCUGAAUGAGUGUUUCCCUGCUAUCUGCAAGUUCUACAUGGUGGGAUACUGCGACCGGAGUCACCGUAUUGCCGUGGGGGCCCGCCAGGGUUCAGUAGCCCUUUACGAUGUCCGCACGGGCAAGUGCCAGAACAUCCAUGGUCAUAAGGGUCCCAUCACAGCGGUGUCGUUUGCUCCUGACGGGAGGUACCUGGCCACCUACUCUAACGCGGACAGCCACAUCUCCUUCUGGCAGAUGAAUACGUCUCUGCUGGGCAGUAUUGGCAUGUUGAACUCUACCCCCCAGCUGAAGUGCAUCAAGACCUACCAGGUCCCCCCAGUGCAGCCUGCCUCCCCUGGCUCUCAGAACGCCCUGAAGCUGGCCCGCCUUAUCUGGACCUCCAACCGGAACGUCAUCCUCAUGGCCCACGACGGCAAGGAGCACCGCUUCAUGGUCUGAGGGGGGUCAGGGGGACGAGGUCACUUGGGGUUAGAGGUUAAACGGUCACCACCAGGGGGGGGGGGGUCAACUAACUAACCACAACCAGGAAGUGAUUGAGAUGAAUCUAUCGUUUACAUUGAUUACUAUUACUGCCUGUUUCAUUGUCCUGUUGUUUAUACUGUUGUCCAUUUUGUUGUUUACACUGUUGUCCAUUUUAAUUCCUCCACUUGAUCUAAUUGUUGUUGUUCCUCUCCUCUGUUAUUUAAAGUGAAACACCACUAGUGUUGCUGUCUAGUCUGUCUCGGUCUUCUCAAAGCCCUUGGUGUGCUGAUUCGGCCUCUAGAUGUAAACUUUACACCUUUAAUAAAUUGUUGUGCGUGUGAUGGAGAGGUCAUGUGUGGACCUGCACUGAGAGGUGUCAGGUGUAAAAAGUGUGUGUGGGGUUACGCAUUUUGUCUUAACUGCACCAAGCAUCUGAGCCGUGUGUUAAAUAGGACACCCCCCUUUGCUCACCUCUACGGCAACUGACGAUGUACACCUUUAAACACUUUACCAAGCCAUUCUACCCUCCCGAAUGUUUAUAUUACACCCCAAAGAGAGGGACAGACGUGUUUUAAAAACGUAUCACUAUUAGGUCCGAGAGGAAGAUCAUAUCAUAUGAAGAAUAUAUCACUAUAAAGGCUUUAUCGUUGUUGCUGCUUGUUUUACUACGUACCUCUGUCUGUUCAUUAACUGUUGGAGACUGACUAGAAUAAUGUGGCAGGCUAAGAUACUCGUAUUAAUAUGUACAUUGAGCCAAGGAGUCCUAUUGGACGGCCACGACGUAGCAAAGACAAAAAAAACUUCGCCCUGAUCCUCUUAUUGCAGAUAUACUAGGUUCUGAGAGUACGUACAAGAUACUAGGUUCUGAGAGUACAUACAAGAUACUAGGUUCUGAGAGUACGUACAAGAUACUAGGUUCUGAGAGUACAUACAAGAUACUAGGUUGUGAGAGUAUAUACAAGAUACUAGGUUCUGAGAGUAUAUACAGAUACUAGGUUCUGAGAGUAUAUACAGAUACUAGGUUGUGAGAGUAUAUACAAGAUACUAGGUUCUGAGAGUAUAUACAGAUACUAGGUUGUGAGAGUAUAUACAGAUACUACUGUAGUUUCUGAGAGUAUGGAUAUAUUUUAGAGAGACUUUACAUUGACUAUAUAUCCCUGGAAUGUGUGCAGAUGCUAUUAUUUUCUUCUUGCUAUAAACCCCUGGCCCGGCAGCAGGCUGCGAGUGUUUUUAGGGUCCCUGUGAGUGUUUUUAGGGUCCCUGUGAGUUCUCUGCUCUGCUGCUGCUCUGCCUGCUCCGCUUUUCUCCACCUCAUCUCCGCUCCUGUCAAGUUCCUUUCAUUAGCCGUGUAAAAGCUUCUAACGCCAGAGAACACCUGCAAGCCCAAGCGUGUCAAAGCUUUUCACAAGUUCUCUCCACCAAAAAAAGUACUCCCCCCCCCCCCCCCCCCCCCACACAAUCUUGUCAGACUGCUUUUGAUGGUCUUGACUUGACUUCCCUCCAACCUUGGAAGCUCUUAAUCUCUUUCUCCUCUGUCCACCGUAAUAGCUUCAGAAAAUGUGUUUUUUGGCAGUUUCUCUGAGAAAGAAAAAAAAAACCUUGCGAUGGAAAGAGUCAAGUAGAGAAAAGUAAGUGAGAAAGACCCUAGAGGAGGAUUUCAUCUAAUGUUUCUUCCAGGCUGCCUUAAAUGAUGUUUUUGUAAAUCUUUUGAAUGAGAUGAACGGAACAUUGUAGUAUCAGUGGGUCUAACACACAACCUUGAGGAACUCCUUUUGUUAUAGUACGUCUGUUUUAAAAACAGAGCUGAUACUGCUCUCUCGGUGUUGUUUUAUUCCUGCACCGGAGCGUUUGUCUGAGGUGUCAAAAGACUUCAUACAUUGGCUGGUAACUAACCUGUUAGAGUGACAGACAUGUAAAAUACCGGUCAAAUGUUUUACAACACCUCACUCAUUCAAAGGUUUUUCUUUAUUUGUUUUACUAUUUUCUACA